This is a messenger RNA of Meleagris gallopavo (turkey), 1559 nucleotides long. NCBI's taxonomy places the organism in Eukaryota, Metazoa, Chordata, Aves, Galliformes, Phasianidae. The record is from RefSeq and is a predicted model, not a curated record.
UGAAGGCAAGGAGAGGCCGCCAGGGUGACCUCCUGCUGCGGGGAACGCGCUCGGGCUUUGCUCGCGGUGUCGGUCCUUGUUUCGGGGCCGUGAACAGCUGUAAGACUUCAGGAAUCCUGGCUGUAAAGAGGAAGGAGCCGAGGGAGAUCUCGCUGAGCCGCUUUAAAAUCGGUCCUCGCGGUCGAUUACCUGCUUGCAACGCCUCGCUGAGCCCCGUGCUUCCUCACGUUGGCGUUCUCCCUGUUCUGCCCUGGGGUGACUGAUGUCACCGGCUGGGACUCGAGAGCAACUGCGUGCUCGUUGUGAGGAUCAGAGAAUCACAGCGUUCCCCAAGGAUUCUUGUCCCAAGAUGCAUUCCUUUCAACUGAGUAUGCUAAUCCAGCUUUCCUCAUAAAUGAGCUGCUUCAAGGUGUUUUUGGAGUUGUCAGCCAGCUAGUCUAAAAAGACAUCAGUGUGUUGAGAGGUGGUGUCAGAAGAAUAAAAUACUGUCUGCUACAAGGAGGCUUGACCGGCUUUCACUUAGAAGUAAAUAAAUUCGUUUUUAAAAGUCCAGCGACUGCCUGUGGAAAUUUGUUUCCCUUCCUCAAUGACUUCAUUGAUACAAAGAAGUCUGUAAUUGGUCAAAAAGUGCUUUUCUCAAUAGGACUAAAUGGUCACCUUGUCCUCCACAGACUGUUACAUCGUGCAUGAGAUCUACAACGGAGAGAAUGCUCAGGACCAGUUUGAGUACGAGCUGGAGCAGGCCCUGGAAGCACAGUACAAAUACAUAGUGAUAGAGCCCACCCGCAUCGGGGACGAGACGGCCCGCUGGAUCACCGUUGGGAACUGCCUGCACAAGACGGCCGUGUUAGCAGGCACCACCUGCCUCUUCACCCCUUUGGCACUUCCAGUAGAUUAUUCUCACUACAUCUCGCUGCCUGCUGGUGUGCUGAGCAUGGCUUGCUGCACCCUUUAUGGUAUCUCCUGGCAGUUCGAUCCUUGUUGCAAGUACCAAGUAGAGUAUGAUGCCUAUAAACUUUCCCGCCUGCCCUUGCAUACGCUCACCUCCUCCACUCCGGUGGUGCUGGUGAGGAAGGACGACCUGCACAGAAAGAGACUGCAUAACACGAUAGCACUCGCUGCCCUGGUGUACUGUGUAAAGAAGAUCUAUGAACUCUACGCUGUAUGACUUCGGCAGGGAAGAGAGAAGCCUACAGAGACAAGUGUAUUAAGACUCCCACAAUAACAUUUUGUUUUUCCUCUUUGAGAAGCAGUGGAGACUGGCAAGGAGUUGGUUUAAUAGAGCUGUUAUUUUUAAAAUAACACAUCACUGGUGCACCAAGGUUUUUCAGUUCUUCGUUACACUUAAGAUUUGGAUGUGUGGUGACUUGAGAGCUGUAUGUUAGCCAUGGGGAGUCCAGUCCAGCAGUGGAGUGUCAAUGAAAGAAAGAUAAAGAGGGAGGGGAGGGUGAGAGCUUUUUUUUUUCUUUUUUGAAACAUUUAAGUAUAUUGUUUAAUUGUAUUACACAGAACCAGCCAGACGUUAUCAUUGACCAUUAAAGGAUGAGAAUUUCAAAUGA